AUGGCGGUCACUCAAACCUCAAGUCAGCAACACGUCGCCGUUUUGGCAUUCCCAUUCGGUAGCCACGCUCUCACAACUUUCAACUUGAUGCUCAAGUUAGCAGCUGCUGCCCCAAGCCUCCAAUUUUCAUUCUUCAGCACCAACAAAUCCAAUCAAUCUCUCAUUUCAACUUCAAAAACUUACCUCCCGGAUAACGUCAAACUCUAUGAUGUGGAAGACGGACUGCCGCCAAAGAAUUAUAAGCUAACAGGAAACCCACGUCACGCCGUGGAGCUCUUCAUGAAGGCGGCACCGGCCAACUUCUGGAAAGGCAUUGACGCGGCUGUGGCGGCAACCGGUCUGAAAAUUAGUUGCUUGCUCACAGAUGGAUUCUUGACAUUUUCCGGGGAGAUAUCUGAGGCUUUACAGGUUCCAUGGUUUUUGUCUUUUGUUGCCAUGCCGUAUAACGUAUCUGCUCAUAUUUACACGGAUGUUAUCCGCCAAGUUUGCAUCAACAACAAAAGUAGAGUUUCAGGAAUUGAAGAUCAAACUCUGGACGUUAUUCCAGGAUUAUCCAUGAUGAGAAUUUCGGAUUUAUCCGAUGAAAUAUUGUCGGGUGAUCGGGAAGAAUCAAUUUUUUCUUCUGUUCUUAGUAAACUUGGAAGUGUCUUGCCAAAAGCUUCUGUUGUUGUAAUGAACUUCUAUCGAGAACUUUAUUCGGCUCAACUUAUGGAUGAUCUCAACUGCAAGCUUCCAGGCUUACUCAAUCUGGGAUUUCUGACCCAGCCGGUGCCGCCCCCACCACUGCCGCCGUCAGAUUGGGAUAAAACAGGCUGCCUGGAAUGGCUUGAUAGACAAAAAGUGAAGUCUGUGGCUUACAUUGCUUUUGGUACUGUGGCGACGCCGCCUCAGGAUGAAAUAAUAGCCUUAGCGGAGGCCCUGGAAGAAGUUAAUAUCCCUUUUAUUUGGUCCCUGAGGGAUGAUAAAAAGGAGCAGUUACCGAAGAAGUUUCUCCGAAGAACUAGCGAGCUUGGAAAGAUAGUUCCGAGGGCACCUCAGAUUCAAGUUCUGGGGCAUUCGUCAAUAGGCGUUUUUGUGACCCAUUUUGGAGCGAAUUCGGUGUGUGAGAGCAUUGCAAAUGGAGUCCCGAUGAUCGGGAGGCCAUUGUUCGGAGAUCAUAGGAUGAAUGGACGGAUGGUAGAGGAAGUUUGGGGCAUUGGCAUGACAGUUGAGGGCCUGGAAUUCACCAAGAAUAAAGUUGCGAAGAGCUUGAAGGUCGUUUUUGGUGAUGAAAGAGGAAAGAAAAUGAGAGAAAAUGUUGAAGGACUGAAAGAGAUUAUAAUGAAAGCUGCAGGACCUGAUGGGAGCGCUACUCAAGAUUUGAACACUUUGGUUAGGAAACUAAAUAAUCUCAAAUAA
Molecule: messenger RNA, 1398 nt
Organism: Mangifera indica (mango)
Lineage: Eukaryota; Viridiplantae; Streptophyta; Magnoliopsida; Sapindales; Anacardiaceae
Product: anthocyanidin 3-O-glucosyltransferase 7-like
Exons: 1
Coding region: 1-1398 (465 amino acids)
Molecular function (GO): UDP-glycosyltransferase activity
Source: RefSeq, a predicted model, not a curated record